CAUAGAUUAAACCACAACACUGUAUGUAGAAUUUCAUUUCUUGAAGAUUCGGGUAGAAGCAGUUAUCCGAUAUACUAAGAAAACUGUGAAUUCAAGAAAAUCAAUUGACAUGGAAAUACCACCUCCAGAAGUUCUCAAGAAGCCGCUUGUUGUGCCUUCGAAGACACUUAUGGGACCGGGGCCUUCAAAUGCCCCUCCAAGAGUUUUGCAGGCAAUGAGUUAUAGUGUUUUAGGACAUAUGCAUCAAGAAACUUUCCAGAUUAUGGACGAAAUAAAAGAAGGUAUAAAAUACCUAUUCCAAACAAAAAAUGAGCUCUCAUUAGCAAUUAGUGCAUCUGGACAUAGUGGAAUGGAAGCAACAAUGAGUAACUUGAUAGAACCAGGCGAUAGAGUAUUGAUAUGCAGUAAUGGUUUAUGGGGAUCCAGAGCAGCAGAUAUGGCGAAACGAUGUGGUGGUAUCGUUACAAAAAUCGAAAAGAAUCUUGGAGACGUCUUCGGUUUGCAAGAAGUAGAAAAUUAUAUUCUGAAACUAAAACCAAAAUUACUGUUCGUUGUUCAAGGCGAAAGUUCCACAGGAAUUUGGCAGCCAAUUGAGGGGUUUGGAGAAAUCUGUCAGAAAUACAAUUGUCUUCUAGCCGUGGAUGUAGUUGCAUCUGUGGGAGGAGUACCAUUUCUUAUGGAUAAAUGGAAAGUGGAUGUAGCCUAUGCAGGGGCACAGAAAGUAUUGGGAGUUCCUCCCGGAUUAACUCUCAUUUCCUUUAGUUCUAGGGCACAGAAAGCAAUUUUCGAAAGAAAAACACCUGGAAACGUCUACUACUGGGAUAUGACUAUUUUGGGGCAGCAGUGGAACUGUUUUAAGAAUGUUAGACCCUACCACCAUACAACCUGCUCAAAUCUUCUCUGUGCUCUUCGAGAAGCUUUAGCUAUGCUUGCAGAAGAGGGUUUGGAGAACGUCAUCAAAAGACAUGAGGAAUGUUACGAGAGGCUGAAAAAGGGAUUCGAAAACUUGGGUUUAACAUUUUUUGUUAAAGAUGAACGUAACAGAUUGAGAACCGUUACAUCUUUGGUGUUGGAAGGUGGAAUUGAUAAAAAAGAUGUCAUUGACUACGCUAUGAAGAAGUAUAACUUCGAGAUAGCGGCUGGUCUUGGUCCGACAGCAAUAGGUAACAUACUGAGAAUUGGUUUAAUGGGUUACAAUGCCAAACCAGAAACUGUGGAUUUUGCACUGGAGGUUCUGAAACAAUCCCUGGAUCAUGCAAAAAGAAAAACAAUAGCAAAAUUGUAAUUUUAUCAUCAGAAAUUUUAUAUGUAUUUAAAUAAAGUUGAAAUAUUCCAUGA
Leptinotarsa decemlineata (Colorado potato beetle) is the source of this 1338-nucleotide messenger RNA. Its product is annotated as alanine--glyoxylate aminotransferase. The record is from RefSeq and is a predicted model, not a curated record. Lineage: Eukaryota; Metazoa; Arthropoda; Insecta; Coleoptera; Chrysomelidae. Gene Ontology annotation, cellular component: peroxisome. Gene Ontology annotation, molecular function: L-alanine:glyoxylate transaminase activity; L-serine:pyruvate transaminase activity.